AUGGCUUCUUCAAAUUGUACUUCUCAAGACAUGGCUUCAAUGGCGACACAAAUCUGCAACCAAAUAGCCUCCAUAUUUUCAAACUCCACUCAUCCAUACCCACCCCCUCUCGACCUCUUGGUCACCGAGCUCUCCACCAUCGCCACACAAAAAACCCGCGUUUUCCUCUACGGAGUUGGCCGUGAGGGCAUAAUGCUCAAAGCCCUCUGCAUGCGUCUCGCCCAUCUCGGCCUCUCGGCUCAUCUAGUCUUCGAUAUGACCACUCCGCCAAUCACUUCCGGAGAUCUCCUCAUCGCCUCCGCCGGUCCAGGAGGCUUCUCCACCGUCGACGCCUUAUGCUCGGUGGCACGGUCUAAAGGCGGAAGAGUGCUACUUCUGACGGCCCAACCCGAGACGGGUUCGUGUGUGAAGCAUGCUAGUGUGGUGGCUUACGUGCCUGCGCAGACCAUGGCGAAUGAUGCGGACGAGGGGAAUGUGAAAUCUAGACCGUUGCUUCCGAUGGGAAGUGUGUAUGAAGGUGCACUGUAUGUAUUGUUUGAGAUGGUUGUGUACAAGUUGGGGGAGGUUUUAGAUGAGAGUCCUGAAGCUAUUCGAUCUCGCCACACGAAUCUUGAAUGA
Lathyrus sativus (Indian pea) is the source of this 618-nucleotide messenger RNA. The record is from the annotation of a GenBank genome assembly. Lineage: Eukaryota; Viridiplantae; Streptophyta; Magnoliopsida; Fabales; Fabaceae.